AAUCCUUCGCACUUUGCUGGUGGUGUCAGCAUUAAUCAGCUUGAACGAGAGCCAAAGCCAGGCUCCGGGCCUGGGGGUCGACCCUUUGGCACGGGAGGUGCUGCGCCUAUUGGAGGUCUUUUCGCUAAUGGCUUGCCAUCUAAACCCAGUGAUAACAAGAUUCGUCGGGCUCAUACUACUGCAAUCACACCCAUAGCUCCACCGCCACCACAUAUAUCUAAACAGGCUUCUGAAGUCUCGACUCGGCCGUCGCCUUCAAAUCAUGUCGCUGCUCCACCUGCGCCUCCGAAACCUUCGGAGUUGCUUACAGCUAACAAGCCGUCGCCACCACCUCCCCCUGUACAGAGCAAAAAUAUUGCUUCUGGCACAAAUAACCGUGAACAGUUUAAAACCAUGCGGCCAUUUAAGCCAGAAAUGAACUACUCAAAUUCCAAAAUGAGACGGAGUGGCAGCUCAGAGGAUGUUUCUUCGCGUGAAUCUACUCCUGCUCGUGCUCCGCUCGCUCGUCCAUCGUUUCAUCCCCCAGCAAGACCAACUGCUCCUCCACCUCCGCCACCUAUCGUGCGCACAAAUGGCUUUAAUCCACCAGAUCCACCUCCGACACCGUCUGUAGGACCUGUUACAUCCGGCCUUACCAGC
Molecule: messenger RNA, 639 nt
Organism: Strongylus vulgaris
Lineage: Eukaryota; Metazoa; Nematoda; Chromadorea; Rhabditida; Strongylidae
Source: the annotation of a GenBank genome assembly